CGGGGCACGCGGCAUGGCGGCGCGCCGGAGGCACGUGUUUGUUGAAAAGGUGCUGCAGAGACUUUUUCCUGACGUUCCAAGUGGCCGAGAGAAGAGGGAGCCGCAAACUCCAGCGGCCCAUAACCCGCCCAGGGACGUGUCCCGUGAGGUCGUGAGAGCCAAGCCUGUGCAGCCUCUGACAGAUGGGGACACCGAGGUCCGGUCUGGGAGGCGGAUCUACACCGUAAGUCUGCCUCCAGAGGGGUACGUUCCCUGCGUGCCAGAGCCAGACAGCUGUACGAACUCUGAGAACAUCUCCAGCAGUGAUGAUUCAGAAGAUCAGGAUCUUCACCAUCAACCAAAAAGAAGAAGAGUUAGAAAGCGUAAGUCAAAGAAAAACCCCAGCAGUGUUCGUGGGGAACGGGCAGAAUUAGAGAAACAGCAGAGUCUCUUGCAAGAAAAAUCACAGCCACCGCAUGCAGAUGGCCCCACAAUAAGCAAAAAUAAGAAAAGGAAACUCAAAAAGAAGCAGCAGAUUAAAAGGAAGAAAGCAGCUGGCUUGGCAACAAAGGCCUCCGGCGUCAGCUUCACGUACCAGCCCGAGGGGAGCGGCAGCGACCUGGACACGGGAGACGCCGACGGGGAGGAAGUUACGGGCACCCUGGAGGGAGGCGUCACUGACUCCAGCGAGGAAGACGUCAAAGUCACCAGUGAAAAGACAGACAGCAUCCUAAAUUUUUUGAAGUCGACACAAGAAAUUUAUUUUUAUGAUGGUGUCUCCAAAGAUCCAGAUGCAGCUGUGUGUGUGGAAACCUCGGAGGAGCUUCUCACCCACCUUGCGAGCCACAGCCUGCCUCCCUCGGACGUGUUCAUCCUGGACCACAUGAAAACGCUGUUGCUGCUGCAGGACACCGAGAGACUGAAGACCGCCCUGGAAGUGUUCCCCGAGCACUGCACGCUGCCUCCCGACCAUGCCAGAGUAAUCUCAGCUUUCUUUAAUUACUGGAUCACAAACAUCCUUCCUGAGAAUAACAGUGAAUAAAAUCAGAUUACCUCUUUAAGAAGAACUAACAUUUAACAAGAGAAUGUGAAAGACCCUACGGAAUGGGCUGAGAGUUAACCCUUACGGACAAAAACGAUUAAAUUCUCACUAUUUCCUGGUAACCCAAAUCCUGUGAACUUUGAAGACGUUUCUGCCGUAUUAUUUAGUUGUGUGUUUGUACAUAAUGCGUACGGCGUCAUCUGAGGCUUUAAAUGAGAAAUUGGGGUAAAAUUCAAACUUUUCACUUAUUUGCAAUUACUUAUGUCUUGAAUUACCAUGUGAAACUUGAUUC
This is a messenger RNA of Propithecus coquereli (Coquerel's sifaka), 1313 nucleotides long. RefSeq names its product glutamate-rich 1 (gene ERICH1). The transcript is spliced from 6 exons. The record is from RefSeq and is a predicted model, not a curated record. Lineage: Eukaryota; Metazoa; Chordata; Mammalia; Primates; Indriidae. Bases 14 to 1021 code for a protein of 335 amino acids.